Messenger RNA from Pestalotiopsis fici W106-1, 978 nucleotides. RefSeq lists its product as uncharacterized. The transcript is spliced from 2 exons. The coding region runs from base 1 to 978 and encodes 325 amino acids. Lineage: Eukaryota; Fungi; Ascomycota; Sordariomycetes; Amphisphaeriales; Sporocadaceae. The record is from RefSeq and is a predicted model, not a curated record.
AUGCACUCCAAUUCGCUUCUAUGGUCCGCCGCUUUUGGCGCGGCCAGUGCUUACACUGUUACGACUUCUGAUAGAUUCAUGCUCAAGAACAUUGAUCCUAUUGUUUAUCCCGGACAGUAUGACAAGAGCCACAUGCAUUCAUUCUUUGGCUCGGAUGCAGUCACCAUUAACACAACCACAUCGGCUGAAGUGCAAGCCGGUUGCUCAAGCACUGCCAACCCCAACGACUACUCUGUUUAUUGGGUCCCUACUUUGGUCUACACCAGUCCCAGCGACGGCGUGCAGUACCCUGUGCCCGUGAACCGCUUCAGCGCGUACUACGUCUCCAUCAACGCCGCCGAGGUCGCCAUUCCCCAAAACUACCGGGGCGUGGCCGGCAACGCCUCGGCCACGUCGCAGGACGAGGUCAACAGCCUGGCGGGCAUCUCUUGGUUCUGCGAGGGCGACAGCGACCAGCCCGAAAAGGACGACGCGGCGUUCCCGCUCAAGACGUGCAGCACGCACCUGCAGACGCUGCUGCUGUUCCACGACUGCGUCAACGAGGACACGCUCGAGUCGGCCUACUCGGGCACGCAGAACUGGAACUCGACCUUUCGCCCCACUAACCGCUGCCCCGAGGGCAUGAAGCGCAUGCCGCAGCUUCGCUUCUCCAUCCGCUACGACCUGCGCACGGCGCUCCCCGAUGGCUGGGAGGGCCAGCCGCCCCUCGAGCUCGCCUGCGGCCCGGGCUACUGCUCCCACGGCGACUUUAUCAACGGCUGGCUCCCCGAGGCUGCCGAGAACAUGCUCCUGGCCAACAGCAAGACCGAGUUUGCCGGCGUCGACGGCCCCGACGGCGCGUACAAUGCCGGCUCCGUGUGCGGUGCUGAGAAUGCCACGGACGCGGAUCCCGACAAUGGCACGAGCGAUUACGCCGAGAGCGUCGCUUUGAUGUCGAAGCGAGCUGUCAGCAGCCGCAGACGUGCCGCGACUGCUUAA